Messenger RNA from Aspergillus saccharolyticus JOP 1030-1, 630 nucleotides. RefSeq lists its product as uncharacterized. Lineage: Eukaryota; Fungi; Ascomycota; Eurotiomycetes; Eurotiales; Aspergillaceae. The coding region runs from base 225 to 557 and encodes 110 amino acids. The record is from RefSeq and is a predicted model, not a curated record. The transcript has a single exon.
CCGAACUUCUUACACUUUGACGGUGCAUAAGCCUGGGAUGCCUUUUCGCCCCCCGUUCCCCCUUUAGCCCGAUUUGCUGGACAGUCGCUGUCAGUCUGCAAUGCUAGUCGCUUUGCCACCCAUUUCGCGAGUCAAGUGCCCGCGAAUUGCGUCGUGCAGAUAGUGUCUCUGACGUGGCAUACCCUUCGCUCACAAAUGGCCUAUUGAUUGACAAGGAGCCGUCAAUGUCUAUCACCGAGACCAGGGAAGAUACGACCUCGAGCAUUGCAAUCUUCCCAUGCAGCUUCCAGAGCCAUCUAUUUGUGCGUUUCAGACCCUGCUUGAAAUCAAUACCGUGGUUUCCAUCACAAUUGAUUUGUUCCAACACCUGCUUGUCAUUUUGUCUAUGUGCAUCGGCGGCUGAACCUGAGCUCCCAAGCUUCGAAAUGAUCCGCAGCAGCAGUCCAGGCGCUGUGGGCUGUCUGGCCCUUAGCUUGCUUCUGCAAUGCUUGAUGACUGGCGGAAGGAAUAAAGGUAGGUUGCGAACAACGAGAAACAGACAAUGCUCAAUAUUGUAAAUGGUCUCGAACGUUGGGCGUAGUCAGGUGAUCAACGAUACCUCUUGACUAUAUCUAUAUCACCACCUAUCAC